AAUCUUUUGAGUGAACGGUUCAAACCAAACAGAAAAAAGAGUUGUUUCUGUUUAUCUUAGCAUCAGCAACUUUUUUAUUUAUUUUACUCGCCAGCAAAGGAAGCAUUCAUUCGGUGACUAUUGAGUCCCUCCCACAGCCAGUGUCAGUCUUGUGGGCCGCAAUCCCAAUCCAAAUAUCUCCCAACGACGCACAACGAACAUCUCAGCUACGAUGACAAACGAGUCAAACAAGCUCUCGACGACCUUUGCCGACACACCACUCUCGGACCACGGCCCGAAAUGGUCUGCCUUCUGGGAGGAAAAAUACACGCCCUGGGACCGCGGCGGCCCCUCUCUCGCUCUACUUGACAUCCUGACGACACGUUCUGAUCUGGUUCCGCCCACCCCUUCUCCGGCAGAGCAGAAACAAUCCAGCUGUAAAAAGCCAACGGCACUCGUGCCGGGUUGUGGAAAGGGACACGACGCCCUCCUCCUGGCUAAUCUAGGCUACGACGUCCUCGCCCUUGACUUCUCCUCCGCCGCAAUCGCUGAAGCGAAGGAAAACGAGAAGGCUAUUGCAGCUAAGCUCGAAGCUGCGACGGAAGCGCCGGAUGAAGAGCUUGAGGUCUACGCCAUCCGUCACCCCAGCGGGGCAGAGCCCGGCUGCGUGACGUGGCUAUCGGGAGACUUCUUCUCCGACUCUUGGCUCGAAGAAUGGAAUCGCGAAAAGGCAUUCGACCUCAUCUUUGACUACACCUUCCUCUGCGCCCUCCCACCAACCGCACGCUCCUCCUGGGCCACUCGCAUGGCCACCCUCCUCAGCCCCCGCGGCCGCCUCGUCUGCCUCGAGUUCCCCUCCGGCAAGCCCCUCUCCCAGCCCGGACCGCCGUGGGGGCUGACCCCCGAGAUCUACCUCGCGCUGCUCUCCCGCCCCGGCGAGCCCCUUGAGUUCUCCUCCUCGACGCAGGCCGGCGACGCCGCCGACGUCGUCGUCGUCCCGCCCUUCCGCGAAGACGGCCUCAGGCGUCUGGAGCUUGUUAAACCCACCAGGACGCACCGGGCGGGCAUGAACGAGGACGGCACGGUGCGCGAUUGGAUCCACGUCUGGAGUCACUGAAUACCCGUAUCUGAAACGAUUCUUUGCUCCGCGAUGCCUUCGCAUCCUGUGCCAUGGGUCACGCCCCGUCUUCGCAUAUGCUGUGUGUAUGCUGUGCACUAAACCCGCCGUAUAGCUCAUGACUCCCAGCAACAACCAAAAAAUAACAUUAUUCCAACCAACUGAUGCCUUUUUCACGCCGUCUUCCGCAAGGAGUUGUAAUGCUCGCCCAGCCCGUACCCGUGCCGAUAAUACGCCAGCCAGAUCUCCUUCCCCCCCACCCCGGGUUCCUCGCUGGCGGCGCCGUCUAUGUCCCCAGCGCUCGGCCCGAUCCUCUCUGUCCGCCCGUCCUGCACGACGCGGAUCUCGACCCCGUACACGUUGGCCAGCGCCGCGAGCUCCAGCUGCCCGCCCCACUCCGCCGUGUCGCGGAUCUUGCGUGCGUACGCCUCCAGGUCCUCCUCGAGGAACGGCGCGAAGUCGUCCGGGUGGGCCGUCAUCCACUCCGCCGCUGCCGCCCGGACGACCUUGUACGGCGGCUGCGCGGCGGCCGCGGCGGUGGCUGCCAGCGGGAUGCCGCACUGCGCGAGCUGGUCCGCCACCGCGGAGAAGAGGCAGUGCCCGUCCGGUGCGAUCUCCUUCUCGGCGAGGGAGUGCGUCUUGAACUCCUUGAGCAUGUACGUCUUCUC
This is a messenger RNA of Colletotrichum destructivum, 1764 nucleotides long. Its product is annotated as Putative TPMT family, S-adenosyl-L-methionine-dependent methyltransferase superfamily. The record is from RefSeq and is a predicted model, not a curated record. Lineage: Eukaryota; Fungi; Ascomycota; Sordariomycetes; Glomerellales; Glomerellaceae. The transcript has 2 exons. The coding region runs from base 212 to 1096 and encodes 294 amino acids. Gene Ontology annotation, molecular function: S-adenosylmethionine-dependent methyltransferase activity.